Molecule: messenger RNA, 1284 nt
Organism: Synchiropus splendidus (mandarinfish)
Lineage: Eukaryota; Metazoa; Chordata; Actinopteri; Syngnathiformes; Callionymidae
Exons: 4
Coding region: 109-1005 (298 amino acids)
Biological process (GO): mitochondrial ATP transmembrane transport; mitochondrial ADP transmembrane transport
Cellular component (GO): mitochondrial inner membrane
Molecular function (GO): ATP:ADP antiporter activity
Source: RefSeq, a predicted model, not a curated record
GGCUUUUCAAUCGGCCAUUUCGUCGGUGCAGGCCAGACAGGGCAGCGGGGAAUCUGCGGAUACUGGUUCAAUUAAAAGGCACAUAAAAAGAAAAAAAACAAAGCAACAAUGAGUGAGCAAGCUGUUUCAUUCGCCAAGGAUUUCCUGGCUGGUGGUAUUUCUGCUGCCAUCUCCAAGACAGCCGUCGCCCCCAUCGAGAGAGUGAAGCUUCUCCUUCAGGUCCAACAUGCCAGUAAGCAGAUCACGGCUGACAUGCAGUACAAGGGCAUCAUUGACUGCGUCACCCGUAUUCCCAAGGAGCAGGGAUUCCUUUCCUUCUGGAGAGGUAACCUUGCCAAUGUCAUCAGGUAUUUCCCCACCCAGGCCCUGAACUUCGCCUUCAAGGACAAGUACAAGAAGGUCUUCCUUGAUGGCGUUGACAAGCGCACCCAGUUCUGGCGGUACUUCGCCGGUAACCUGGCCUCUGGUGGUGCUGCCGGAGCAACCUCCCUAUGCUUCGUCUACCCCCUUGACUUUGCCCGUACCCGUCUGGCUGCUGAUGUCGGAAAGGCUGGAGCGGAGAGGGAGUUCACUGGUCUCGGAAACUGCUUGGUGAAAAUCUUCAGGUCCGACGGCCUGCGUGGUCUGUACCAGGGCUUCAAUGUGUCCGUGCAGGGAAUCAUCAUCUACAGGGCUGCAUAUUUUGGCAUCUAUGACACAGCCAAGGGCAUGCUCCCAGACCCCAAGAACACUCACAUCCUGGUGAGCUGGAUGAUCGCUCAGACUGUGACGGCUGUUGCUGGUCUCACAUCCUACCCCUUCGACACCGUCCGUAGACGUAUGAUGAUGCAGUCUGGACGCAAAGGCGCUGACAUCAUGUACAGCGGGACCAUUGACUGCUGGCGCAAGAUUGCACGCGACGAGGGUGGCAAGGCUUUCUUCAAGGGUGCUUGGUCCAACGUGCUCAGAGGCAUGGGUGGCGCCUUCGUGCUUGUGUUGUACGAUGAGCUGAAGAAAGUCAUCUAAAUCAUCUUGUCACACCACUGUCCAAUUCGGCUAAAUGUAAUAACUUUCCAUCUCUAUGGACUCUGCAUUCUGCCUUAUUUAUGGGAACAAAAUAUAGUGUCUCCCCACUAGCUGUGGGUGGUGACUGUAUGUUGUGCAUCUUUGAUUUUAAACGUUCCGCACCAUCUUUCCCAAUGUCAUUCCUGUUUAAAAAAAAAAUCUGAUACCUCCUGUCAUUCACUAGGUUUGUAUCAACCCAACUUGAAUAAAUUUUAUUCUGGGGAACAAACUCCACCAUUA